Molecule: messenger RNA, 4825 nt
Organism: Syngnathoides biaculeatus (alligator pipefish)
Lineage: Eukaryota; Metazoa; Chordata; Actinopteri; Syngnathiformes; Syngnathidae
Product: zinc finger protein 11-like
Exons: 15
Coding region: 1575-4343 (922 amino acids)
Biological process (GO): regulation of transcription by RNA polymerase II
Cellular component (GO): nucleus
Molecular function (GO): RNA polymerase II cis-regulatory region sequence-specific DNA binding; DNA-binding transcription factor activity
Source: RefSeq, a predicted model, not a curated record
UCGUGACAGCCGCGCGAACGCUACAGACGACGAAAACAAAAAAAUAAAAAUAAAAAUUAAUAUGCAGCGUCGUGUUUGCCGUUGGACAAAUUUGGAGAUUUCACGCCACUUCCAACUCGAAGAAACAGCUUGCGUUUCCUCUUUGGCCAGAGAUGGAGGUGAAGAGGUCACAAACCAGGGUCUCGCUGGCGGGAAGAGGCGGCGCCAUCGUGAAGGGCCCGGCGUCACGACCAUUCCGCAUGGCACGGAUCCACUGAGAAUGACGGCGCACCUUCUUGGAACCGCAUCUGACAUCCAGUUGAAAGCGGCCUGACCCGCAUAAGUGUCGACAUGUUCCCCCUCCGCUGUGUGGCUUGGCGGCCCCUCACAGCACGGCGCGCCACGUCCAACCCCGAGGCUCUGAUCUCUGACACCCGCUGAGCCGGAUCAGCUGCCACGUACCUGAGAGGACUUGAGGCACGCUGGAAACUGAAUCGCACGCUGCACGGUCCUGCAGGACAGAUGGAACACAUCCAGAACCAGAACUCCACCCGGGGCUUGUCCAGCCUCGCCGUCUCCCGCUGGGAGGCCACGCCACGGCUGUCGUCAUACGACAAUGACGUCAUCAUGGCGCUGGGCGUCUCGACCUUUGCCCUGCAGCUGUGUUUGGCUCUCCUCGUCAUGCGGAGAUGCGUGAAUCUGGACAAGAAAGCCAGACGGGCGCUGGAGCACCCGCAGACUCUGCAGAAAGUCCAGAUUGAUCCCUCGUCGUGCCAUCCAGAUGUUUGCAAACAGACGCCAAACCCGCGUCAUGACAACUGUUUAUUAUCGGCGGCUGAAGAAGGAUCCUACACGGGGGCAACGGGCAAAAACUGCCUCUUCGGACCUUCCGUACCCUGGGACCUGGUUCAGUACUGAAAAAGGGGAAAUUUCACAAAGUUCAAAGGACGUUAAAGUUGGAGGAAACACAGAUACUCUUAAGUUGUCAGUGAAAUUGUUGUAUAUUAGAAAGCAAAGUGUAAUUACCUGCUCAUGACAUGAUAAUGUGUUUAGUCACAUAAGGUUAAGGUCUAUAGCCAAACUCAAAUAUGCUUUAUGGGAUUAUAAACUGAGAACUUUAUUGACUACUUGUCCAAAAUGUUGUUUUUUUUUCCUUCCAAUGUACAGGUCAGUAUGUUACCAUUGAAAGUUGUCUUAUAUAUCAUAAUAUAAAUCUCAUGAAAAGGUCUGAAUUGUUAUUCACUCGCUGGCCACUAUCAAGAAAAAUUAUUGUGUAAUUUUAUGUCGCGAUGACUUUUGUGCGUGUAGUUCCAGGAAUCGCCAGCGAGCGGUGGUAAACGCACCAAAUAUCCUAAAAUGGAGGCAGUCCUGUGAGCGAAGAAGACCGACACUGCAAAACAUCGCAAAGAAAUGAAUCUACCAAUGCUUUUCAGCUUGGAAAUGUAGCUUUUAAGUGCAAUUUCUUUUAGCGUUAGUAUGUUUAGAAGUUGUGCAUUUAUUCCUGGAUAGCCGGACCAGAUUUCAUGUCAACAGAACCGUUUGUCAUUGCAGUGUUGGCGGCUAGCUAUGGUGAUUGUUAGCAACUUUUGAACAAGAUGGACACGUGUCUUUUCGCGACGGCUCACCAAGGUAGGCCAUUACCUGCGUCCUCGCUCCGUCUACUGGUGCCACCUGUGCAGCUCCUUUCUGCCUCCAUGUGGCAGAGGAUAAAGGAACGAGAUGUCACAGACUACUGGGAGGUGGCUGACUUUGUGGGUUUGGUGUUGGGGAUGGUCCCGGAGCUGCUCACCUGCAAGCACAGGUUGCAGCUCGACCUGGGCUUAAGAGCCAGGUAUAUCCUUGAAUUAUGCCGACGUGAACAUCUUUUUGAAUCUGGCUUGAUCCUGUCCCACAUGGACAAGAUUAAACAUAAAGCCUUUGCGGUAGAUGUGAAUGGAGAACAGGAAGCCAUAGUUCACUUUCUGGAGUUAAUCCAGGUUCUUCUCAAGGAUCCUAAAGAGCGAGAACAUUUCUUUGCAGACGUCUUCCCUACUCUGUACGGAUUAGAGUAUGACAUGGAUUUACAGUCACUAUUUUGGAAGUUCCUCUGCCGCCUGGGAAAGUUGUUACCGGUUCCUGACCUCAAACAGACUGUUUACUGGCUCGGGGCUUCAGUGUCAGGCGCCUGCGUGGAUUUACGAGCUGAAACUGAAGACCUGAAGGUUUUGCUCCAGCACCACAAACAUCUCAGACCAUUAGAGCAACACGAUCCAACAGCAGGCGUGGGGGACAUCGUGCUGGCUUCGCUCUCUGCAUUUCCUUCUCGCGAAAUGGCGAAAGCUGAAGAGCAAUCUAACCAUUCCGGCCCGGAUGACGGGAGUCACGUCGGGGGAACCGCAGAGGAUGAAGUGGCUGUGGAGGUCAUAGCAGAGGUUGAAGACGAGGAGCUUCACCUGAUGGCAGAAAAUGUCAUUUUCAUUUUGGAAGAUAACGGUUGGGUUGAACGAGCCGAAGGGACGACGACCGACGCGGACGCAGGUAAAGCCGAGAAAGGGAUGGAUGAAAAGGGAAGGGGUCUCACGAGUAUGCACCAGGCGGACGUUCACCAAGACGACGACUCAUCCAUGAAGGCCGGGCCCUCGUCGAAACCUCACGAAUGUGCGGACUGCGGCAAGAAAUUCAAGUAUGCCUCCAUCCUCACGGCCCACAGGGUCAUCCACACGGGGGAGAGACCCCACGGCUGCCCCGAUUGCGGCCGCCGCUUCUCUUUCCGCCAGGCCCUGGAACGGCACAGGAAAAUCCACCAAAUGGAACGCGGGUACGAUUGCAUCAUCUGCGGGGAGAUUUUUACGUCUCCGUCGGCAUGCACCGAGCACAGGCAAACGCACGCGGAGGACGACAGCUACGAGUGCCCGCACUGCGAGAAGAAAUUCGCCUGGUUGACAGCGCUAUUGAGGCACCUGAAGAGUCAGCACGCGAAGUCAGCGGGCGUCGGGAGCGACGCCGACGAUGCGGCGGGAGAGGCACCCCCUGAAAACGUCAAGGAGGUCGUUGCCCUCGCCGCCGUCCGCACCGGCCGACGCCAACGAAAACCAACCAUGAAGAUGGAAGCCAUGGACUUGCAGAAACGCACGAAGAGCAAGAGAAAGCAAGAAGACAUCGCGGAGAGGCCACCUGCCUUGGAGCAGGCGGCCUUCAGUUGUUCCGAGCAUUCAUACGGGUCACCCUUGGUCGUACUGAAAGAUCCUGAUGAAAAUUGCGCGGCCGACGGCGCUUCGUCCCGUCCGGAGCGCCCCGUCCAGCACGUGAAGCGCCUUUGCUGGCAGGACGACGAGACGGCCCUCGCCGCUGGCGACUGCAAGUUUGGUUUCAACUGCCCGGACUGCGACCAGAGCUUCAACUUAAUGUCGGCGCUCGAGUCGCACGAGUGCGUCCACGCAGGUGAGCAGCCUUUCCUCUGCUCUGAUUCCGGGCGACGUUUCUCCUUCGAGCAAUCCCUGGAGAUGCACAAGCAGACGCACGCGUACGAGCCCGCCCUCCACGGCGAGUUCACCGAAUCCGCCGCGCACAACACUUUGCCGGAGAGACGUACGGAGACUCCCGGCGAGAAAGCGGACGAGGUGGCGAGUCCAAUAAAAUGUCCCCAGUGCGGGCGGAGCUUUAGCUGCGCCAGGUACCUCACCAGGCACCUCUGCACCCGCCGGGUGGAGCGAGCGCACGCCUGCAGCUGCGGCAAGAGCUUCGCCCAGCGGGGGGCGCUCACGGCGCACCGCCGCACCCACCAGAAAGACCGGCCGCACGUUUGCGAGCGGUGCGGCAAGGGCUUCCUCUACAAAGGCGGCCUGGCCAACCACAUGAAGAUCCACUCGUCGGAGAUGCCCUUCCUGUGCGCGUUCUGCGGGAAGUGUUUCAAGCGGGAGCGCAACUUGAAGAAGCACGAGCGCUGCCACACCAGGGAGAACGUCUACAGCUGCUCGCAGUGCGACAAGAGUUUUGUGUACAAGGCCACGCUGGUCAGACACGAGCUGACCCACUCGGGCGAGAGGCCGUACCUGUGCUCGGACUGCGGGAAGAGGUUCUUUUCCCACGCCGAGCUGCUCAAGCACGAGCGCUUCCACACGGGCCACAAGCCCUUCAAGUGCCCGCACUGCGCGAAGACGUUCACCCAGUCGUGCUACCUGACCGUUCACCUGCGCUACCACACGGGCGCGCGGCCUUACUCGUGCGCGGAAUGCAACAAGGGCUUCCUCAGCGCCAACCGCCUGAAACGGCACACGCUGACCCACACGGGAGAGAAGCCCUUCCCCUGCGAGGCUUGCGGCAAGUUAUUCAGGCAGUCGUAUCACCUCAAAGUGCAUCAACGGACGCACGACAAGAUCAUGUGAAGACAAACUUUUCCAAAAAAAAAAAAGGGAAUCCCACCGCUUCACUUUUUCCACAUUUUGUUUUUUGCCUCAUUCCAAAACUGAUUUCAAAUUCCUCUUGAAAUUCUCCACACAAGACUACAUAGCGAGGUUUUAGUUUUCAUCCUCGCCGUUUGUCGUUCCCCCCCAUAAUCUCGUCGUUGGGUGUUGCGUGUGGAAUGGAGUCCAUAACAAAUGCGGAAAAGGUGAACUGCUGCAAAUACUUUCACAUACUCAACAAGUCGUGAGUCUUCAAACGGGGAAGUGGCCACCGAGUUUUGAGAGUCACCAGCGUGUUGCGACAGAGCCACCCAAAGACUCCCGGCAAAGGCGAAAAUGGACGCGGGGACCGUUGCAGAUUGCGAAUUCUGAUGCUCAGCUUCCUGUUGGAGAAGAGAAAGUACUGAAACUAAAACGAUUGCACGUGUUUUCAAAAGUUCAGAGGUCAAAAUCAUGUUCAAUGA